AUGGAUGAGGAUGCAAAACAUUUCAGACAGUAUGUGCGAUUAUACAACAAUAUGUUUGCUUUUACUUCGUUGGGUGGAAAUUUUGAUGCAAAGACUAAAAAGAGAAUCUAUGUUUUCAAGUUGCAUAGCCAAAUCUACCAUUACAUUCCUAAUUUAGUUCUAAGAGAUGCAGGGCCAAAUUCACCUAAGACAGAUAGAAAUAUUUCAGCUCGGAAAUACUAUGCAUACAAGCUUCAAUGUCGGCCCAAUAAUUUACUACUGAGAUCUGGAAGAUGUUUCCAGCAAUAUAUUGUUGAUAUGUAUGUGAAGUUAGAGAAUACACGAUUAGAUUUCUUUCGUAAAAAUCUACAGACAAUAAGGGAUGAUCUUUAUCAAGGACUUCUCGAUACUAUUGAUUGUGGAGAAAAUUGUGCAGCAAAUGUAGGGAGAAGAAUCAUAUUACCUGCAACCUUUAUUGGUGGCCCUCGUGAUUUGAAGAAAAGAUAUUUGAAUGCAAUGUCAUUGGUUUAG
Messenger RNA from Chenopodium quinoa (quinoa), 510 nucleotides. RefSeq lists its product as uncharacterized. NCBI's taxonomy places the organism in Eukaryota, Viridiplantae, Streptophyta, Magnoliopsida, Caryophyllales, Amaranthaceae. The transcript has 2 exons. The coding region runs from base 1 to 510 and encodes 169 amino acids. The record is from RefSeq and is a predicted model, not a curated record.